This is a messenger RNA of Porites evermanni, 5660 nucleotides long. The record is from the annotation of a GenBank genome assembly. NCBI's taxonomy places the organism in Eukaryota, Metazoa, Cnidaria, Anthozoa, Scleractinia, Poritidae.
AUGGAUCCACUUUUAGAUCUGUUUUCCUUUGUCGAUAAACCAUCAGAGAUUCCUUAUACACCACGGAAAAGAAAAAGCAAGAAAAGAAGAACCAAAGAAAGAGCAAAAAACAGGCCUGACAGUGGUAACAAUGGUCAUGAAAGGAAAGCAAAAGCGGAAAAGAAAAGUUCUCAACCACCGCAGCCAGCCACUCAUCCAUAGUGAGCAGUUGUGUAUUUCAUUUAAUUCAUAAACACCUUUCAAACAUCUCCCUGGUACGUAUUUUUGUUUUGAGCCUUUCAUAAAUUGUAUCUGGCUCCAAAGGACGGAAGUCAUUAGCUUCAAUCACGAUGUGAACACAAGUUUGAACUCCUCUAUGAAAAUCUUCUGGAUCUGCUUCUGAGUUCUCUCGAUCAUUUUCAAUACAUACAAAGAGACCAAAACAUUAUAUUUUUGACCCAGCGGUAUUGUGGUUUUUUCACUAACUAGACUUCUUUUAGUAUCUUUUAUUUUUUGUAUAUCCCCAAACUGUAUUGAUUUCUUUUUUAGUAUUCUUUCGAUUUAUGCCAUUUUUGUAUGUGUUCAUGUUUGUAAAUAUUAGAUAUAAAUAACCCCGAUGGACUAUUUAUUUCACUGCUCGCUCAGUUAUUUUUAUCCUAUUCAUGGGGUUGCUUGUUUUCAUGAUAGUCGAAGCGAUGAAGAUACAACCCGUGAGAUCAUGGCAGACGCUAUCAGAUCAGCCAAGCAGAGAAUAGCCAAAGCUGCAUCUUAUAUGGAGCACAUUGCUCCAUUUCUGUUUUCCGUUAUCAACAAACCAUCGGAAGAUCCUACCAAUAGCAAAGAAAGGGCAGAUAACACGCUUGACAAUACUAACAACGAUUAUGGAAGGAACGCAAAGAUAAAAAACAAAAGUCCUCUACCAGCGCUCCUCGUCACUGCUCCAACACUGUAUGAUGGCUCUUUAGGAUGCAGUGAAAAAAGUGAUAUGCCGCCUCUUGGCUCUGGAACAUCUGCAGGUCAACUCACUGCACCUGAAAAAGAGAUUUCUCUUGAAAGGGAGAAAAAUACCUCUGACUUAGACGAGGAUACAGAACAAAUAUUUACUUUCCUCAGGGAGCUCGAGAAUGAUCCGGAGAAGAAGCAAUUAGUUUGAAUAAUGUCAUGGACAAAAGCAAACUUUGUUCACGCGGAAAUGUAUGUAACUUAGUAUAAUUAUCAUUUGUUCAUUGCUUGCAGGAGUUAAUUGUGUGGCUCAAAAAUCAAAAUUUGACUAAAACCCAAAUCUUCUUGAAUGGAAAACUCGCUCUUUUAUACUCAGUUAAGUCCCCUAAACGCUGGAAAUCGCUUAUUAGAGCUUUGCAAUUUUAAAAUUUUCUGAGGGAGCAUGCCCCCAGACACCCCUUGAAAACCUGGACUGUUGAUACAGUCGGUUACUCUAUUCAAUUCUGCUGGCUACUUCAAUUUUUAUCGAAACUCCUGCUAAGUAUUUUUUUUUCUUUUACGUAGAACACAAAACGAGCUGGUAAUUAUUACGAAGACCGCCCCUGGAAGAUUGUUGUCAAAAAUGUAAGUUGGCAUUUACUUUACAUCAUAAAAUAUGAAUUGUAAGUGCGGCCACACUAGAGAGGUCUUUUCCAAAGCUUCCUAUAGGCAAAUAGCUUGAGCUAGGUCGACCGGUUCGUUCUGGGUUUUGAUCACUUUCAUGUUUGCGGUAAUACAGAUAUAAAUUGUGCAAGGGGGAAAAGCAUUUGAACCUCCCUUCCAGUUCAAUGUGUAAUACAACGACCAGGAAGGAGUAGGGAGUCAUGGAUGAGAGGACAAAAGAUCCCGGGAGGGGGACUCCGCAUAUGAAACGGGUGGGGAUGCUCGUCGGAAAUUUUGAAUUAAACCUCUAAAGGAGACCGAUCAGGGCGUCGCCUAAGCUUUUUUGACCCCUAAAAGAGACCAUGUUAAAACACAGACAAAUGAGGAAAGUUGGAUUACAUGGGUGGAGUAAAUAAAACGCAUUAAAAAUAUACAUAUCAAAUAUGAUAUAUUUUUUAAUGUUUUUUCGCGUGCAACCCUAAACGAGACCUUCACGGCUAAAUAUGUUGGCGUUUUGCCCAGAACACCCUAAGUGAGACCAAAAUCCGAAAUUUACACCCCUAAGCGAGACGACGAGCAUCCCAACCCAUUUCAUGUGCGGAGUUCCCCCCGGGCAAAAGAUGUGCCCUCUUACAAUAAAUAUUAACGUGUGAACAGUAAACUCAGACGUCAGCAUACAAAGGUGCCACUGGCAGCCGCUCUCAGUCACGGUUUAUGAGCUUACUGUACCCAACCCAACCCGUGAUGUGACUGAUUGUGAAAGUUGGCCACACCACCGGGGUCUGUCUACAUCCCCUACUCUUUUCGAACAGUGUUGUGGGUUCUUUUACGUCCCACAAGAACCAGGUAAGUGUAAGUGCUGUGAGACGGGACCUACUACGGUUUUUCGUCCUUAUCCGAGAAGACCAGAAGUCUAACCGUUUUUAGACGUCAUUACAAAGGAAGCUCUUUUUUCUCAGUUAGUUAACGACCAUGAGUGUUGGUCCGGCCGGGCUUCGAACCCACGACCUCCCGAUCAGCAUACCGGCCCUCUCUCAACUGGGCUGCGGAUAUAAAUCGUAAACGGUUUCGACCAUUUUUACCCAGAUCUUGAUCAAAUCGCGGUAAGAGGGGGGUAAGAGCGACUCAGUCCUUAAUUUUGAGACUAAAAAGUUAAGAUGUCGACUUCAUUCGCGCUUAAAAGAAAAUAGUCGGUCAGAAGUCAAAAGUAUACGGUUUUCUACUGACAUUUUCUUUGAGAUGUAACUCCCUUAUUAACUAUAUUUGUUGCUAUUGUUUUGACCAUGUUUCUCUGUCUUACGUGCAGGAGUGUAAAGAUGGGAGGCGCCAGCUUAUUUUUACUGGCUGCAUUGAUCUAGCGGAUUAUAUCAGCGAGACAAACAAAACAUUUGACAUGACUGUCACAUUAAAACCAGCAAUGAAGAAUGUUCUAUCAGGAACAAUUGAGUUCAACUUAACCAUAAUACCAUAGUGAGUAUUAUGUAAUACUUGUUGUGAGUAGUAACUUUCAAAAUGUCCUCUCCCAGCAUCUUCUACAUUUUGAGGGAGCAUAAACUAUUAAGGAGACAAUGAACCAAAAGUGAGGGUCACUGUGAAUAUUUUUGAGUGAUGGAACUACCGACAGGAAGAUGCCUUCAGAUUAAACUGGGUUGUCGAGAACUCGCGUUCGGCCGUCAAAAACGAAGAUAAAACGCCAUCUACGCAGGCUCAGAAAGAAUGACUUGAUCCAGUAAGCUACAAAGUUUUGACAAUCUAGCUUGUGGGCGCAAUUUCGUAUUUCGUAUUAUCCUCCUGGGUCAGCAGUUGCACCAGAAUUUCAACUGUUACUAAAAUUCCACAGCCCAAAAGCUGUUUCAAUGAGUAACCGGGAUUUAAGUAAUCCAGAUUCGGCUCUAAAUAAAUUCACGAGACUGAAAAUAUUUUCUGAGCAAUAACUUGAACUUAACUGAUACAUUAAUAUGUAACUGCAGCCAGGAAGGGUAUAUGUGUAUAUGCACAAGUUUGGACUCAUCCUUAAAAAUCUGCUGGAUCGGCAUCUGAAGUGCCAACUAGUUUUACCAGUGUUAUAACUUGUUAGAUUUUUUUUGCAGUUUUUUUUAUUUUCUUUUUACCCCUGACAUGCCUGAAACCUUUUUACUCUACAGUAUUUUGCCUAAUCUUUUUGCGUUUGUUUGUAUUUGAUUCAAGAAUUUGAUCAAUAACCCCUCUGGACUAGUACAUGCACAUGUUCCCCGCUCGCUCUAUUUCGUUUCUAAUUCAUGUGCUGCUUGUGUUUAUCGCAGUCCAAGCGAUGAGGAAAUCAUGGCAGACACUUUUAAAUCUGCCAAUUUGAGGAUUGUCAAAAAUGUUUCUUCCAGGGGGCACAUGGAUCCACUUUUAGUUCUGUUUUCCUUUGUCGAUAAACCAUCAGAGAUUCCUUAUACACCACGGAAAAGAAAAAACAAGAAAAGAAGAACCAAAGAAAGAGCAAAAAACAGGGCUGACAGUGGUAACAAUGGUCAUGAAAGGAAAGCAAAAGUGGAAAAGAAAAGUUCUCAACCACCGCAGCCAGCCACUCAUCCAUAGUGAGCAGUUGUGUAUUUCAUUUAAUUCAUAAACACCUUUGAAACAUCUCCCUAGUACGUAUUUUUGUUUUGAGCCUUUCAUAAAGUGUAUCUGGCUCCAAAGGACGGAAGUCAUUAGCUUCAAUCACAAUGUGCACACAAGUUUGAACUCCUCUAUGAAAAUCUCCUGGAUCUGCUUCUGAGUUCUCUCGAUCAUUUUCAAUAAAUACAAAGAGACCAAAACAUAGUCUAAACAUUAUAUUUUUGACCCAGCGGUAUUGUGAUUUUGUCACUAACUAGACUUAUUUUAGUAUCUUUUAUUUUUUGUAUAUCCCCAAACUGUAUUGAUUUCUUUUUUAGUAUUCUUUCGAUGCCAUUUUUGUAUGUGUUCAUGUUUGUAAAUAUUAGAUAUAAAUAACCCCGAUGGACUAUUUAUUUCACUGCUCGCUCGGCUAUUUUUAUCCUAUUCAUGGGGUUGCUUGUUUUCAUCAUAGUCGAAGCGAUGAAGAUACAACCCAUGAGAUCAUGGCAGACGCUAUCAGAUCAGCCAAGCAGAGAAUAGCCAAAGCUGCAUCUUAUAUGGAGCACAUUGAUCCAUUUCCGUUUUCCGUUAUCAACAAGCCAUCAGAAGAUCCUACCACUAGUAAAGAACGGGCAGAUAACACGCUUGACAAUGCUAACAACGAUUAUGGAAGGAACGCAAAGAUAAAAAACAAAAGUCCUAUACCAGCGCUCCUCGCCACUGCUCUAACACUGUAUGAUGGCUCUUUAGGAUGCGGUGAAAAAAGUGAUAUGCCGCCUCAUGGCUCUGGAACAUCUGCAGGUCAACUCACUGCACCUGAAAAAGAGAUUUCUCUUGAAAGGGAGAAAAAUACCUCUGACUUAGACGAGGAUACAGAACAAAUAUUUACUUUCCUCAGGGAGCUCGAGAAUGGUUCAGAACAAGGUAGAGUAACAAACCAAAAACAAAAUGAAAUCUUUGUAGAAAAGCGCACAGCGAGUAUAAAGGUGAGCAUUACUUCCUACCAGCAUCUUGCAUCUAAAUUCUAACAGCUCAGCAAAUUUUUCCUUUUUCUUUGUUUGGAGCCAAGGCACUUACUUAAUGGGAUCGUAAGUUGAACAGGCCCAUAGCCAGACUUUCCGCAAUAGACCCGACGAGAUUUGCAAUCGCCAUAGCCUGUUACAGUCUGCAAAAAAUGAUGCGGGAAACGAGUGGGACCUGAUUUUGCACGUGUUAUUUUUGCCUCGUUCCUACUAUCUGACAACCUGGCACAAGCUACAAAUAGCCGAAGCCGCCAGCUCCUUUGUGAGGAAAAUCUGAUAGGAAGCUCCAAGAAAAAAAUUGAAACUUAAACGCUAUUUUUAGCAUUUGUAAAUAUAAUUCAUUGGUUAAUCAGCUUCUGAACACUCAAAAACCAUUUAAAAAGAUUCUCUGUCAAUUUCAGCCGUGUCUGUGAAUUACCCUGAACUGUCAUCUUAUGUAAGCGAGGAGACGAAGUCACUCCAGGAAGAAAUUGCUUCUCUGAGAAAAGUAACAGUCAAGCUAGAAUCUGA